AUGUCUCAUAGUCCUUUGUGCUCAUUUAUUUACAUCUUAGGAUGGGACCUACCUUUUAAAUCCUCUUUUUAAACUUCAAGUUUGAAAAGUACUUUAAUUUGUUUCUAAAAUGUAGAAAAUAAAUUUCAAGAUAUUCAGUUAAAUGAAGCUCUUUGA
Paramecium octaurelia is the source of this 156-nucleotide messenger RNA. Lineage: Eukaryota; Ciliophora; Oligohymenophorea; Peniculida; Parameciidae. The record is from the annotation of a GenBank genome assembly.